CUAAAUUGGAGGAUUCGGUUAUUAUUUUUGGUGUGAAGACUUCAUCACUGCCAUCUAUAUGCUCAUUUGUCCACCUCCAAGAAAUAAUACAGCUCAUCAGUGGCAAUAACUGCUUUUGGUAUACACUGACAUUUAUUUGAAAAAACAAAUAUACGAAAAAAAACCCCAAAGGACAAAACCCAACAAACCUUUUGAAGACUUGUGUCAAAUGACGUCAAUGGCCAGUUUGUUCUCCUUUACUAGCCCAGCUGUAAAGCGUCUAUUGGGCUGGAAACAAGGGGAUGAAGAGGAAAAAUGGGCAGAAAAAGCUGUUGAUGCUUUGGUAAAAAAGCUGAAAAAGAAAAAGGGUGCUAUGGAAGAACUGGAGAAAGCCUUGAGCAGUCCAGGACAGCCCAGCAAGUGUGUUACUAUCCCCCGCUCGUUGGAUGGACGACUUCAGGUUUCUCACAGAAAAGGCCUUCCCCAUGUAAUUUACUGUCGGGUUUGGCGUUGGCCUGAUCUACAAAGCCAUCAUGAGCUGAAGCCAUUGGAUAUUUGUGAAUUUCCUUUUGGAUCUAAACAGAAGGAAGUCUGCAUCAAUCCAUACCACUAUAAGAGGGUGGAGAGCCCAGUUCUACCUCCAGUGUUAGUGCCUAGACAUAGCGAAUUCAAUCCACAGCACAGUCUACUAGUUCAGUUCAGGAACCUAAGCCACAAUGAACCACACAUGCCACACAACGCAACAUUUCCAGAUUCUUUCCAGCAGCCCAACAGCACUCCAUUUUCCAUUUCGCCAAACAGUCCCUAUCCACCUUCUCCAGCCAGCAGCACUUACCCAAGCUCCCCAGCUAGCUCUGGACCAUCUAGUCCAUUUCAGCUACCGGCUGAUACUCCACCUCCUGCAUAUAUGCCCCCUGAUGAUCAGAUGGGGCAGGAUAAUUCUCAGUCUAUGGACACAAGCAAUACAAUGAUCCCUCAAAUCAUGCCAAAUUUAUCUACCAGAGAUGUUCAGCCUGUUGCCUAUGAAGAACCCAAACACUGGUGUUCAAUUGUGUAUUACGAAUUAAAUAAUCGUGUUGGGGAGGCUUUUCAUGCAUCUUCUACAAGUGUCUUAGUAGAUGGGUUUACAGAUCCCUCCAAUAACAAAAACAGGUUCUGCUUAGGUUUGCUCUCAAAUGUUAAUCGCAACUCAACGAUUGAGAACACUAGACGACAUAUUGGAAAAGGAGUUCAUCUCUACUAUGUUGGUGGGGAAGUCUAUGCCGAGUGUUUAAGUGAUAGCAGCAUAUUUGUACAGAGCAGGAACUGCAACUACCACCACGGCUUUCAUCCAACAACUGUAUGCAAGAUUCCUAGUGGAUGCAGUCUGAAAAUUUUUAACAAUCAGGAGUUUGCUCAGCUUUUAGCUCAGUCUGUCAACCAUGGAUUUGAAGCGGUAUAUGAGCUCACCAAAAUGUGCACCAUUCGAAUGAGUUUUGUAAAGGGCUGGGGAGCCGAGUAUCACCGACAAGAUGUCACGAGCACCCCAUGCUGGAUAGAAAUUCAUCUUCACGGGCCCCUUCAGUGGCUGGAUAAAGUACUUACACAAAUGGGUUCUCCUCUUAAUCCCAUCUCAUCUGUUUCAUAGUGCUGAAAUUCUAUCUUCAGCCUUAUUUUUAGCGAACUUAUUCUAAUUCUAGAGAAACUUCCAGUGUGGAUACUGUGAGCUAUGUGGAGAGUGGAUCUUAUGGUUUAACUUUUUUUUUUAAAUCCCUUUGUGACCAAUGCCAUUGUGUAUAGCUAAUCAGUUUUACAUUUCAAUUUGUUGUUGUGAUGCUUAAGUGACAGUUGAGCCCUAAGGGAGAAAAAGUCUAUUGAAAAAUUCAGAAUGCUUUUCCCCUCCUUCCCCUAGAACUUACAGGCAUAUGUCUUAACUGGAAAAUCCUUCUCUUUUUGUCCUGUAGGGACAAGAAUUAUGAGGACUGACUUCAGAAAAUAAAUACAUAUCAUGGUUUGGGAUUUUUUUUAACGUUUAUGAAACUGUUUGAACAUGUGCAGCUCCAGCUUGCAAGCUGUAUUUUUAGCGUAGUUGUUUUAACAUCAUAAGGCUGACAUCUGUCAUAAGCAAA
Leptosomus discolor (cuckoo roller) is the source of this 2087-nucleotide messenger RNA. It is a transcript of the gene SMAD5, whose product is annotated as SMAD family member 5. Gene Ontology annotation, molecular function: DNA-binding transcription factor activity, RNA polymerase II-specific; I-SMAD binding; RNA polymerase II cis-regulatory region sequence-specific DNA binding. Gene Ontology annotation, cellular component: heteromeric SMAD protein complex. The record is from RefSeq and is a predicted model, not a curated record. Gene Ontology annotation, biological process: BMP signaling pathway; SMAD protein signal transduction; transforming growth factor beta receptor signaling pathway. NCBI's taxonomy places the organism in Eukaryota, Metazoa, Chordata, Aves, Leptosomiformes, Leptosomidae.